Eruca vesicaria subsp. sativa (arugula) is the source of this 1492-nucleotide messenger RNA. NCBI's taxonomy places the organism in Eukaryota, Viridiplantae, Streptophyta, Magnoliopsida, Brassicales, Brassicaceae. The record is from the annotation of a GenBank genome assembly.
AUGGCGAGUCGUAGAGACAGAACACAACAGCUCCGUGGAUCUCGAAUCGCGAUCUCCAUCCUCAUCGGUAUCAUCAUCGGCUGCGUAUGCGCCUUCAUGUUCCCAAACGGUUUCUUCAACUCAAACUCGUCUCUUACAGUUAACGAACACGUCCAGGUUUCAUCGUCUUGUGAAUCCUCCGAACGAAUCAAGAUGCUAAAGUCAGACUUUACAUCUCUCUCUGAGAAGAACUCAGAGUUAAAGAAACAGGUCAGGGAGCUAACUGAGAAGCUGCGUUUAGCUGAACAAGGAUCAGACAAUGCAAGAAAACAGGUUCUGUCUUUAGGAUCACAGAUAAAGGCUGGUCCUUUCGGAACAGUCAAGAGUUUAAGAACAAACCCAACUCUCCUCUCUGACGAAUCUGUAAACCCAAGAUUGGCUAAGAUUCUAGAGGCUAUCGCUGUGGAUAAAGAGGUGAUUGUAGCUCUUGCAAACGCUAAUGUGAAAGCAAUGCUGGAAGUUCAGAUCGCUAGCGUUAAGAGAUUAGGUAUAAAGAACUAUCUUGUAGUGGCAUUGGAUGAUUAUAUAGAGAGUUUCUGUAAACAAAACGAUGUUGCUUAUUACAAGAGAGAUCCAGACAAGGAUGUAGACGCUGUCGGGAAGACAGGAGGGAACCAUGCUGUCUCCGGCCUCAAGUUCCGUGUGUUAAGAGAGUUUUUGCAGCUAGGUUACGGUGUUCUCCUCUCUGAUGUAGACAUUGUCUUCUUGCAGAAUCCCUUUAGGCAUCUGUACAGAGACUCUGAUGUUGAGUCAAUGAGUGAUGGGCAUAGCAACAUGACUGCUUAUGGAUUCAACGAUGUGUCUGAUGAGCCGGCCAUGGGGUGGGCUAGGUAUGCUCACACCAUGAGGAUAUGGGUUUUCAACUCCGGGUUUUUCUAUCUGAGACCUACGGUUCCUUCAAUAGAGCUGCUUGAUCGGGUUGCUGAUAGGUUAUCAAAGGCAAAGCUUUGGGAUCAAGCGGUUUUUAAUGAGGAGUUGUUUUAUCCUUCGCAUCCUGAGUAUGUUGGGCUGCAUGCUUCAAAGAGGGUGAUGGAUAUGUAUGAGUUUAUGAAUAGUAAGGUUCUUUUCAAGACUGUGAGGAAGGAUGAGGAGCUGAAGAAGAAUGUGAGGCCGGUGAUUGUUCAUGUGAAUUAUCAUCCAGAUAAACUUGAUAGAAUGAGAGCAGUGGUUGAGUUUUAUGUAAACGGUAAGCAAGAUGCGCUUGAUAGCUUCCCAGAUGGUUCUGAAUGAAACUUUACUUGAAAAGCAGAGUAGAGUUAAAAGUUAAAUAUUUCCUCACAUUUUGUGAUUCUAGUUUUACAACUUUUACUUUUACUUAAUUGUUUCCAUGUUAAAUGCUCCAUGCCUUCUGUUUUCUUUUUUGUAUUAUGAGUUUUGUGUAAGUUAUAGCUAAAAGUUUCAACUCUUUUUAUAUUUUUCCCCAGUUUCAUUAUAUAAGCUAGGAACCUUUUUU